AUGGUCAAUCAAAUGUCGUCAAAGAAAACUGAUAAGAGUACAAAGAAAGAGAAUCGUUUCCUCAAUGGUGUCAAAGCACAUAAAAAGCAUAAUACGGCAUCGUAUAGUCGCAAGAAGAUUUCAUCAGAUGACGAAGAUGAGGAUGACUUGGCUCUGAACGGCGAUGACUACGAUUCAAAAGAUGAACUGAAAUUGUCAGAUGAUGAGGAGAAACCGCAAAGAAAUGGCAGCAAACGCUCUCCCUUACCCCCCGCACCCGUACCGACAUCCUCUACACUACGGACUCUAUCGGAUUCAGAUUCGUCGAAAUCUGAACCGAAAUGGUUGUGUAAGCCACGGUUGAAUGGUGUAAAAUCCACCAACAAAUCGCAUCAGGUACGCCGGAAACGUGCGUUCAUUCCAUCGUCAUCGAGUGAAGAGGAUAUCGAUGAUAGCAGUAGUCGUCAGGAUGAGAAGCCUGUGGUAACUCUGAAACAAAUGGUGAAGAAGACAAAAAAGAGUCGAGCGAAGAAAGGCACGAACUCGAGUGACGAGAGUGAUGCGAUUGACUCGGAGGAGAACGCUCACUUCGACAGUGAUACAGAUUCUGAUGAUAGCAGGGUUGGU
Anisakis simplex (herring worm) is the source of this 606-nucleotide messenger RNA. NCBI's taxonomy places the organism in Eukaryota, Metazoa, Nematoda, Chromadorea, Rhabditida, Anisakidae. The record is from the annotation of a GenBank genome assembly.